Dioscorea cayenensis subsp. rotundata (Guinea yam) is the source of this 888-nucleotide messenger RNA. RefSeq lists its product as uncharacterized. Gene Ontology annotation, molecular function: structural constituent of ribosome. The coding region runs from base 43 to 516 and encodes 157 amino acids. Lineage: Eukaryota; Viridiplantae; Streptophyta; Magnoliopsida; Dioscoreales; Dioscoreaceae. The record is from RefSeq and is a predicted model, not a curated record. The transcript has 3 exons. Gene Ontology annotation, cellular component: mitochondrion.
GUGGAGUGGGGUGGGGUACUAUACUUAUACUACACAUUCUCAAUGGGCGUGUUGGCGAAAAGCAGUGCUGCGGCGGCGGCGGCAGGCGCAGGUAUGAUCGUGCUCUCACGGAACUCCUUCGGCCUAAUCAGGUCACCAGUUAGGGCUUUUGCGAGCACCACAGCGCCGGACGCCGUCGGGGCAGAUCCGGAGAAGUCAAAGCGGAGGAAGAAGAAAAACCUCUUUGAGGUGGCGCAGUUCCUGCCAAACUGGGGAUUAGGGUACAAAUUGGCCAAGUCUCACUGGAGAGACGUCUCCUACGAACUCACCAAGAUCAAUCUCUACAAGGAUGGUCGUCACGGCAAAGCGUGGGGGAUUAGGUACAAGGCCGGUUCAAAAAUUGGAGAUGCUCCGGUGAAAAUGAGUGGUGUUAAUAAACCUGGAUGGAAGUACUUGACAGAAUCUAUGAAGAACAUCAACUCUCCUUCCAUGCCUACACAAACCACCACUCCAGCAUCUGAAGAAGCUCUUCAUUAGCCUCUCUUUGUUGCUGUGUUUUUUACAUUAUAUUUAUGAGGUUUCUGUGACUUCGGUUUUUAACUUUCAAGUUGGUAAUUUCAAUAGACUUGAUCUUUAUUUAUGACUCACUUCUCAGCAUAUUUUUCCAAUUAACAAAACUGUUAUGCAUCUUGUCAAGUUCUUGUUUAGUGGAACAAAGGGGAAAGGUUUUAUUUGCAAACUAAUUUAAAGAAAGCUCAAAUCUUUAUUUAUUAUUAUUCAUGGAGGAUAGGAUAAUAUUCAACAUACACAAAGCAUAGACCAAGUCUUAAAGACAAAAGACAAGCAAGCACACAAAGACACAAUUAACUUAACGACUACAUCAUCCUCAAAACACAAAGCAAGGACACA